Hypoxylon fragiforme is the source of this 4865-nucleotide messenger RNA. Its product is annotated as Pkinase-domain-containing protein. NCBI's taxonomy places the organism in Eukaryota, Fungi, Ascomycota, Sordariomycetes, Xylariales, Hypoxylaceae. The transcript has 6 exons. The coding region runs from base 643 to 4308 and encodes 1221 amino acids. Gene Ontology annotation, molecular function: ATP binding; protein serine/threonine kinase activity. Gene Ontology annotation, cellular component: cytoplasm. The record is from RefSeq and is a predicted model, not a curated record. Gene Ontology annotation, biological process: protein phosphorylation; intracellular signal transduction.
AUCUAUAAUUAUCCACUUCAAAUCUUGACAAUCCAAACUGUCUACUCGUAAUGAUCGGAGACAAUGAGAAGUACUUAAUGUUGUUUUUGGAAUGUCUGACUUGAUCGCGUCCGAUACCAGACAUCGAACGCUCCCUCAUAUUUACUGGAUACCUUACUGGAUACCUUACUGGAUAUCUUGCAUGCACACCCCCCUUAUCACCCAACCUUUUCCAAUCUCCCCAGGAUCCCUAAGGGUUCAUUCAAGUUGGAAUUUAAAACACUCGCAGCACUGUUGGCUUCCCUUGACGCAAUAACCCAAGUGCCGAUACCUACCUAGUACCUCACUAGCCAGGUGUCAGUCUACCCGUCCGUCCACUUACCACCCACCUAUCAUUUUCUUUUCUUUUUGUUUACUUUCAAACUUACCUUACCUCACAACCACCCACUCCUCUCUUACCAACUACUACAUACAACUCCUUGUUCACAAGCCUCGGCUGUGUCCUAUCCCCCUGUUAAUUAGAAUUGAUACAUCCUCAUCUAUCCCACCAUCCCACCCCAUCUAUCUUAUUGGACACCUAGAGCCAUAUUAGGGUUUCCUAGUCCUAGCUGAUGUUCUGAAUACUUGUUUCUUCGGCGUGGACAUCGUAGGACAUUAUCAGGUAUGGCUGACUAUCGGGCCUCAAAGCCUCGGCCUCCUCGCGCUCCUCUCGGAGAUGCAACAUCUCGAGUCAACAGCAACAAUGGGCCCCCAGCGAAGGCUCUCAAGCCUGUUCAAGUUAAUAUCCCUCCUCCUAAUCCGCUCCGAGCGCAUCCUCCCGACAAUCAACGCCCCCAAAAGCGCACUAGUUCAACCAAAAGUGCUCCCACAAGACCUAUGAAUGCUCCUGUUCAUAUGAACUCGAAUGUUCGUACGAACACUAACACUAACACUAAUUCGCACACAUCGGCAGUCCCUAAAGCCGUGCAACGAGUUGUUAAAGAAGAUACCAGGAGAGCCUCGCAGAUAUCAACUGUAUCUACCUUCUCCAAUGGUAGGCGCCGUAAAACCCAAGUUGGACCAUGGGAGCUUGGUAAGACUCUGGGCAACGGCUCAGCUGCUCACGUACGACUAGUGAGACACAAUGUCACUGGUGAACUAGCUGCUGUCAAAAUCCUCGCCAGGGACGGCAACACGCACACUCAACCUGGCAGCAUCGCGGCACUGGAUAAGUGGGACCGUAGUCGCGAAGAGUACAAAGCUGAGAACCGUAUUCCUCUCGCCAUUGAGAGAGAGGUUGCCAUUAUGAAGCUAAUUGACCAUCCCAAUAUCGUCAAGUUGUACGACAUCUGGGAGAAUCGCGCAGAAAUCUAUCUCGUCCUUGAGUAUGUACCUCGCGGUGAUCUAUACAGCUAUCUUGGUCAAGCGGGCCGUCUAUCAGAAAUGGAGACAAUGUUCUACUUUCGACAGAUCCUAAGCGCUGUUCAAUUCAUCCAUUCUCUGGACAUUUGCCAUCGUGAUCUGAAACCAGAGAAUAUUCUCAUCGCCGAAGAUGGCCAACUAAAGAUCACUGACUUUGGCAUGUCGGCCCUGCAUCAGAGCCGGAACCACAUGUUGAAGACAUCUUGCGGAAGUCCACAUUACGCAGCCCCUGAACUCAUCGGUGAUGGAGCCUACCGUGGCGAAACCAUAGACCUCUGGAGUCUGGGCGUAAUUCUGUACGCCUGCUUGGUCAAUGUCCUACCCUUCAAUGACGAUAGCGUCACUCGGCUUCUUAACAAGAUUCAGAAGGGGAUAUACCAUGUUCCAGCUUUCCUGACCCCUGAAUCCCGAGAUUUGGUCACUCGUAUACUGGAGGUGAAUCCAGAGAAACGUAUAACCCCUCCAGAGAUCUGGGAACACCCGUUGGUCCGCAGAUUCGAUCAUUUGGAUAACCUCAACAAUCCGGACAAUGCCCGCGACUAUCGGCUUAACGCUCGGAACGACCCGGUUCCCCCUGAAGAGGUCGAUACGCAGACACUGCGGCAGUUGAAAGCUGUAUGGCACACCUACAGCGAGGCGCAAUUAGCAGCGAAGUUGAUAAGUCCUGAGAAAAACAAUUUCAAGGUUUUCUACUGGCUUCUCCAUACCUACCGAGAGAAGCAGAUGGAAAAUUAUAAUACAGACCUGACCUAUUCUGCUAGUGAUUACCACCACCUUAAACCACAAAAUUGGAAGCAGACAUGCUUGACUCGCGAAUUCACUUCCAAAGAUGGGCGGUCUGCCUCACGAUUCACAGUCAUCUCAACUAUCGCCACUGAUAAGAACGGUGACGAUCUUGAGAGCACAGAUGGUGCUGCAACGGUCAUGAGCUACGAUCCAUACAAAGCUUCUCGGGUUAUAGAAGAUGUAGUAGCUAGCCAAGCGAGGAUUGUCGUCCACCGUAAUGGCACUACGUCCACGCGAGCCUCCAGGGCCGCAAGCGGACGCAGCGGGUCGGUACGGACCAAUUCUACAUACUCACGACAUGGAAGAGGUGGACGAUACUUGAGACCGCCGCCGACAUCACUUCGUAACUCGCGACAUUCCCUAAACUCGAUUAGGAGUGGAGAGGAGAUAUCAUGCAAACGGCCGGUAAUACGCCGUAAGCGAGGAGUCAACUUUUCUCACAUUCGCAAACAGUCGACAGAUCAGAAUGAUAUGAUGGAACAUAAACCCGCUAGCAUCGCGGGAGAUGACACCACAAUCAAUCGGGAUCACACGACACCUGCCAGCCCUGCUCAGAAGAGAAAGCUUUCCAGGAACUCGGGACGACGCCGGUCCGGGACGCGAUCUUUGACGAAUGUAUCCCAAGCUGAAGGAGAUGGGCUUCACUGGAACGAUGAGCUACGCCAGUUUAGUUACAGCAUCGCGAAGGACUGCGACGAUGCGUUUAACAGCACCCUACUAAGUCAAGGAUCGUACAUCAGCGAUUCGGCGUUUGAAUCACCAACUUCGGAGAGUGGGAUGUCGUCGUCUUUUAUAAACACGGCCCCAAUUGCUCAAGGAACCAUCAACGCGAGAGCACGCGACAGCCGAGAGCACCGACCGGUUCCGCCACCGAAAGAUGUGGACACCACGCCAACGACCAAGAGAGUCGAUAAGGCAACUCUACAGCUUCACCGACGCACGCAUAUUAUCGGAGCUCCGGAUCGGGCAGACGCAGACCGCAGAGUUGUCUCGGCGCCCAUCUACUCGCAAUACAGCACGCAAUGGGGCAAAGACAAGAUCCCCCUACCAUCGAUCAACGAAGCAAUUAAAGAAGAUGAAUAUUACGGAGACGGCGAUAAACCUCGCGUUGUUUCUGCGCCCGCCGAGUCCUCGAUGCUGGCGAAUGAAGGCGAAGAACUGGAGUUCUUAGCUCAAAAGAGGAACACGAUUCGCAUGGUCGAUGCUUCAUUGAGCCGAGCACCAGCUUCAGCUUCAGCAACUCCUAGUGCACGAAGCAAACCGCAGCAAAAUCUCAGUCUCUACCCCCAGAUCCGUCAAGAUCAGAGUAUUAACAAGCAGUACGCUAAUAAGAUGAGAGACCCUGUUUCAGGGGAAACUACCAUGGUGUCCGAGAAAGAGUCGGCCCAUACUAUCAAGAAGAAGGCGUCAUGGUUUAAACGGGGCUCCAAAGAUAAAUCUAGUUUUGACGGUCCUAUGCCCGGUGAUGCAGUCGAGACUAAUCGCAAAGAGUCCAAGUCAUCUGCUGGUCCGGCAACUAUCCCACUAGUCAAGAAGAAGAGUUUCGGUCUUGCAUUCUGGCGCAAAGAGCAACCUAAGAAGAGGCUCUCCGUUGCAGACGCAGAUUCCGACUGGGACGACGCAUCCAGCGCCGAUCAAUCCCGUAUCUUCAGCAACCCAUUCCGCCCUGCAUCGACCAAGGGGGCAGAUGAAUCUACAAAGCGCAAGAUCGAUCCACAGCUGGGAUGGUUCGCGCGCAUCUUUGGAGUCAAGCCAGCGACUCGCUACAUUUGCUUCGCGAUCCCCCGUAACCGUGUCCGUCACGAGCUGGUUAUUCUCCUCCGGGACUGGCGCCGUCACGGCAUGAGAGACCUUGAGGUCGACAGGGACCGCAAUCUUGUGUUUGCGCGGGUUGCGAAGAAGAACCAUCUCAACUUGAAAGAAGCCUCCUUCGCAGCGGAGAUCAUGACGGUUAUCGAGCAUGGAUCGCGCAACGAGCUAUGCAUUGUGCGAUUUACGCAAGAGCGUGGAGCGGCCACUACUUUCCACAAGGUCGUCGAUGCGCUGAACGAUGUGUUCAAAUGGCGUGGGCUGCUUGUCGUUGACAAGAACAAGACCAAGAAGAUGGUCCAGACACUCGACGGCGGUAUCCGGAUCUUCUAAGACGAAGACGAGUAGAUCCAAAGCCGGUCGAGCUAAAAAGAAAAUGCGUUGAUAUCCAAGACUCAUUUCUGAGAUUGUACCAGAACGAGAGGGAAGAAAGUUUUUCAGUUGAAGUUUCGCCUUUACCUUUAAUUACCCAACUUCGCAAUCUUGGAAGGCAAAAGAGGUUACAAGUUUAGGGGAGUAGGAGAGAAACUGGAUAUGGAAAUUCUGGUGUUACAUCAAAAGCCCAAGAGACUGACUACAGAGGACGAUAAUAGUCAUUAUCUCGUGUACCCUUUCUGUAUUUACUUACUUCUUUGUACAAACCGGGGAGAUUGUUUGGGGUUACCUACUUGGCUAAUGGAUGUAAUGCGGCUGGUAGCGUUAGCCUAGGCAGAUGCAAUGAGGGUUCCAGGUUGCAUUGUAAGUCUUGUGAAAACAGAAGAUUGUAAAUAGAUAAUGGGGUAAUGUUUUCUACGUAUUGUGUAUACUGAUUAAUGAAUGUUUGUGGUUUACCCCUAUUCAUGGUCUUUACUUGUACCCCUAUUUAAUCCCCCCUACUACUAGUAGUAUUC